This is a messenger RNA of Neoarius graeffei (lesser salmon catfish), 3422 nucleotides long. It is a transcript of the gene hnrnpca, whose product is annotated as heterogeneous nuclear ribonucleoprotein C. The transcript is spliced from 9 exons. The coding region runs from base 157 to 1071 and encodes 304 amino acids. Gene Ontology annotation, molecular function: RNA binding. Lineage: Eukaryota; Metazoa; Chordata; Actinopteri; Siluriformes; Ariidae. The record is from RefSeq and is a predicted model, not a curated record. Gene Ontology annotation, cellular component: nucleus.
GACGCUACUAUUAGCGCCUGGUUUUUUUUUCCUCUUGCUUCACACUGACACUCCGCGCCUGUGAUGUAAAAUAUCUACAUCCUUCCAAAUUUCCGCGUUUUAACUUUCGCGUAAAUCUUGUGGGACGACCGCAGACGAGUGGCCUACACGUACACCAUGGACUGUUCCCCAAGCCCAAUGGCCAGCAACGUGACCAAUAAGACGGACCCCCGUUCGCUGAACUCGCGCGUCUUCAUUGGGAACCUGAACACCAUGUUGGUGACCAAAGCCGACGUGGAGGCCAUCUUCAGCAAGUACGGUAUGAUCGUGGGCUGCUCCAUCCACAAAGGCUAUGCUUUCGUCCAGUACUCGAACGAAAGGAACGCUCGAGCCGCCGUGGCCGGAGAGGACGGGCGCAUGAUCGUCGGACAAGUCUUGGAUAUCAACCUGGCAGGCGAGCCCAAACCUCACCGAUCGAAAACGACCAAACGUCCAGCAGGAGAUAUGUACAGCAGCUCCACAUUCGAACUCGACUACGAUUUCCAGAGAGAUUACUACGACAGGAUGUAUGCGUACCCGUCCCGUGUGCCGCCGCCUCCUCCUCCACCCCUCUCCCGCGCCGUCAUUCCCUCCAAGCGAGCGCGGGUCAGUCUGAGCGGAGGAGGAAGCCGACGCACCAAAUCCAGCUUCUCCUCUUCUUCCAAAAGCAGCCAGCGCUCAUCAUCACGGGCCAUUAAAGCAGAUGAUCUUCAGACCAUAAAGAGGGAACUGGCUCAGAUCAAACACAAAGUGGAUUACCUUCUGGAAAGUUUAGAACGCAUGGAGAAAGAUCACAGCAAGAAAUCAGAAGGGAAGGUGGUGAAGGCGGAGGUGGGUGAAGUCUCUCAGCAGCACUCGAGCAGUAAGAAGGAGCGCGAAAGAGAGGAGCAGGAGAUCAACGACUCUGAAGAGGAGGGAGAUCUGCUGGAGGAAGAGGAGGAGGCGAAGAGUAUCGGAGGCGAGAACGAGGAAGAGGACGGUGAAGAGGAGGAGGAAGGAGAGCACGAGGAAGGCGAGGACGACGGCGACAGCGUAAACGGCGACGACCCAUAGACUUAUUUUAUUUUUCUCUCUCUCUCUCUCUCACACACACACACACACACACACACACACACACACACACACGAAGCACCUCAGCAUCCAGAGUGAAGAAAUGGCAGUCUGGACUUCGUUAAUUAAAAAAAAUAAUAAUAAUAAGUCUAUGGAGAACACAGAAUGUAAAUGAACACACUUUUUUCUUAUGAAGCAAAUUUUAGUGUCGUCUGUCCGAAUAAACGGUCGGUGCGUCGUUACUGUUCUGCUUUUAAAAUUCUGAUGUUUUAAAUGCUGCGUAUUAUUAUUAUUAUUAUUAUUAUUGUUGUUUUUUCCCCUCAUUUGUUUGUCUGCUCAGUCAGCAGUCGUGUGUGUGAGACGUUUUCUUUCUUUAUUCCCCCAAACAACUCCUGAGGAAACUGUUCUCUCUUUUAAAAAAAAAAAAGAUUAUCGAAUCCAUUAGUGUCUGUGCCCCCCCCCCCCCCCCCCCCCCCCCCCCCCAGUGUAUACAGUGGUAUGCAAAAGUUUGAGCACCCCUGGUCAAAAUUGCUGUUACUGGGGGCGUCGUGGCUCAGGUGGAUAAGGCGCCAUACCAUAAAUCCGGGGACCCCGGGUUUGAUUCCGACCCGAGGUCAUUUCCCGAUCCCUCCCCGUCUCUCUGUCCGGCUCAUUUCCUGUCUCUACACUGUCCUAUCCAAUAAAGGUGAAAAAAGGCCAAAAAAAAUCUUUAAAAAAAUUGCUGUUACUGUGAACAGUUAAGCAAGUUGAAGAUGAAAUGAUCUCCAAAAGGCGUAAAGUUAAAGAUGAUUCAUUCCCUUUAUAUUUUUAAGCAAAAACAAUGUAUUUUCAUCUUUUAUAUUUUCAAAUUGACCCGAAGCAAAAAUGUUUGGGCACCCUGCAUGGUUCGUACCUAGUAACACCGUCUUUGGCAAGUAUCUCAGUUUGUAAACACUUUUUGUAGCCGGCUAAUAAUCUUUCAGUUCUUACCUGAGGGAUUUUCACACAUUCGUCUUUGCAAAAGGCUUCCAGUUCGACAAGUUUCCUGGGCUGUCUUGCAUGCGCUGCUCUUUUGAGAUCUAUCCACAGAUUUUCAAUGAUGUUUAGGUCAGGGGACUGUGAGGGCCCGGGCAAAACCUUCAGCUUGGGCCUCUUGAGGGAUUCUAUUGUAGAUUUUGAGGUGUGUUUUGGAUCAUCGUCUUAUUGUCGGACCCGUCCUCUUUUUAACUUCAACUUUUUUACAGAUGGUGUGAUGUUUGCUUCUAGAAUUCGCUGGUAUUUAUUCGAAUCCAUGCUUCCCUCGACCAAUGAAAUGUGCUCUGUGCCACUGGCUGCAACACGACCCCAAAGCAUGAUCCAUCCACACCCAUGCUUCAGAGUUGGAGAGGUGUUCUUUUCCUGGAGUUUGGCCCCCUUUUCUCUCCAAACAUACCUUUGCACAUCGUGACCAAAAAGAUCUAUUUUGAUUUCAUCAGUCCACAGGACUCGUUUCCAAAAUGCAUCAGGCUUAUUUAGAUGUUCAUUUGCAAACUUCAGACGCUGAAUUUUGCGGCCAGGACGCAGGAACGGUUUUCUUCUGAUGACUCUUCCAUGAAGGUCAUAUUUGUUCAGGUGUCGCUGCAUAGUAGAACAGCGCACCACCACUCCAGGGUCUGCUAAAUCUUUCUGAAGGUCUUUUGCAGUCAAACAGGGGUUUUUAUUUGCCUUUCUAGCAAUCCAACGAGCAGUUCUUUCAGCAAGUUUUCUUCAUCUUCCAGACCUCACCUUGAUCUCCACUGUUUCUGUUAACUGCCAUUUCUUAAUAACAUUACAAUCUGAGGAAACGGCUACCUGAGAACACUUUGCUACGUUCUUGUAGCCUUCUCCUGCUUUGUGAGCGUCAAUUAUUUUAUUAUUCAGAAUGCGACGGAGUUGCUUAGAGGAGCCCAUGGCUGUUGAUUUUAGGGACAAAGUUUGAGGAGUCGGAGAAUUUAUACAGCUUUGAAAUAUGCGACCUUUCCUAACGAAGAAUUUGAACAAGCCACAGCUCAAUAAGCUAAUUAAGGUCUGGAACCUUGGUAAAAGUUACCUGAGAACUCAAAAUGUAUCAGGGUGCCCAGACUUUCACGUGGUGUUCCUUUUCUUUUUGUCCACUCUCCAAUUGUACAAAACAAAAAUAAUACACAAAUCUUGCUGAAAAGAAAUGUCUCAUCUUUACCUUUAUGCCUUUCGGUGAUCAGUUCGUCUUCUGCUCACUUAACUAUUCACAGUAACAGGCAUUUUCAGUAAGGGUGCCCAAACUUUUGCAUGCCACUGUAUGUUCAUCUUUACAUGCCUUUUUUUUUUUUUAUAUCAGUCUUGUUCAAGAUGAAUAAAAUCACUGAAUUUCAAUAAAA